This is a messenger RNA of Anopheles coustani, 1615 nucleotides long. Its product is annotated as FUN14 domain-containing protein 1. The transcript is spliced from 4 exons. The record is from RefSeq and is a predicted model, not a curated record. Gene Ontology annotation, cellular component: mitochondrial outer membrane. Gene Ontology annotation, biological process: autophagy of mitochondrion. NCBI's taxonomy places the organism in Eukaryota, Metazoa, Arthropoda, Insecta, Diptera, Culicidae. The coding region runs from base 237 to 761 and encodes 174 amino acids.
CGCAAAGAAAACAAAAUCCUCUAGCAAGCUAGGUGUAGGUGCGACAGAAGAAAAUUAGCUGGUAUUCUUUAACAAAUCCAUUCGGUGCGAAUAGUUCGGCCAGUGGCAGUCGUACAUGCCAAAUUCUACGUCGCAUUCUGCUUUCGAUUUCAAAGGGCAAAAUUAAGCGCAAGCCGACAGGCUCCGUGAGUUUCCUCACACGGACAAAAUCCAAACUUCGGAAGCUGUACUCAGGAAUGAGUGACGGAAAAGUUAAAAAAGACGCAACAAACAAGGAAAUCAUCAACAUGAGCGACGCUGCAGGAUGUCUGGACCGGUUCAUCGGAGAUGUGAGCAAAAACUCGGCUACGAAACAGAUUCUAAUCGGUGCCGGAAGUGGAUGGGCAACCGGAUUCAUUACGAUGAAGGUCGGCAAAAUGGCAGCAAUUGCUGUGGGUGGUGGAAUAAUUCUGCUGCAGAUUGCCAACCAGCAAGGAAUCAUUUCAAUCGACUGGAAUAAGGUACAGAAGAAGGUGGACAAAGUUACGGAUAAGGUGGAGGAAGCAGUCACUGGCCAGGGACCAAGCUUUACGGAUAAGGCGGAACGCUUUCUCGAUCGUAAGCUAAACCAGGCCGAGGACGCACUAACGAAGCGCACGAAGAAGGCCAAAAAGUGGUAUACGAACUUGAUUGGCGAUGAAACCGGCUGCAAGGUGAACGAUCUUCACAUUUUCCUGUGUGCCUUUGCGGCCGGUGUUGCAUUGGGCGUAGGAACUGCCUAAAGAAAUAGAUUGGAAUAUGAUAUCCCAACCACAAAUAGGAUUUAUCGAUGCUCCGGAAAUCAAUUAAGCGACCAACCGGAGGAACAUUCUAAUCAUUCGAAUGAAAAAGGUACACCUCGUGUUUGUUUUCAAAUAGAAGAGUGGAACGCGGAAAAUCAGCUCGCUAGGUGAAAUUACAAAACACGGUAAAAACAUCGUUCAUCCGGUUAGCAAACGUUAGCGGGAAAGAAAUUCCUCCCAAUCAUAAUGGAAGCCUCCUCGAAUCUCAUACUGUACUAAACGAUUCAUAAACCGUACUAUCCGCGUCGGAAGAGAACACAUUGAAAGCGUGGUUUACUUGUGAUCAGUAAGGAUUAUUUAUGUGUUGAUUUCUGUGGAAAACCUUGAUCACUUAUUUUCCAAUUCCUUUUCCAUCUAUUUGCCCGAUGCAACUGUCGUAGAGUUUAAGAAGUGUUAGCUUUGAAAUGUGUGUAACAACUGUGUACUUAAUAUAAAGCGUAUUUAAAAAACCAAACAAAAACACACUAGACGGUAACGUAAAUUAGGCACCCUGUGUAGAUUGAUGCUGAGGAGCACAAAACAUUUGUAGGAGUGUGCAGUGUGUAUCGAUCGUUUCGGUUGCAUCCAACACAAGAACAAAUAUCUGCAGUGGCGACAUGUGACUGAAGAACAACGCGUACCAAUGAAACAAUCAACAAUAUGCCCAAAAAAUACAGUCCUGGAAGAACGGUGAUCAGACUCAUUUACUAAUUUAAGUUUUUAUUUCCGCUGUGAACAAUAAUUUUGCUUUUAUUUCCAUACGUUCCGUUUCACUUCUGAUGCGAAUAAAAUAAAUCAUUAAAUUGAAUGGCAAA